AUUUUGUUAUCUGAGAUACAACUCUAAUUUAGUAUGCUUUCACAAGUCUUCGAGAUGAGACUAUUUCUCGUAUUGUUUUCAGUGCUACAUUUGGUGGAUAUUGUCAUUGAAAUUUCGCAAGAAACUGCAUCAAUUAAUAAAAAUAAAGAAAAAGAAACACAAGAUUACGGAAAAAAACAAAAAAAACCUCAUAUAAUUAUAAUUGUCGCGGAUGAUAUGGGCUGGAACGAUGUGAGUUUUCAUGGUUCUAAUCAAAUUCCAACACCGAAUAUUGAUGCUCUCGCAUAUAAUGGAGUAAUUUUGAAUAAUCAUUAUGUGUCAGCAUUGUGCACACCAAGUAGAUCAGCCUUAUUGGCUGGAAAAUAUCCAAUUCACUUAGGCAUGCAACAUGAAGUUGUGUAUGUAUCGGAACCACGCGGACUUCCACUAAAUGAAAAAUUAUUGCCACAGUAUUUAAAAGAAGCAAAUUACAAGACACACAUAGUAGGUAAAUGGCACUUGGGCUAUCAUAAGCGCGCAUAUACACCGCUCUACCGUGGUUUUGACACGCAUUUUGGUUAUUAUAAUGGUUUUCAAGAUUAUUACAAUCAUAUGGUUAUCGAUCCAAUUAUAGAAAGCAAUCCGCCAAUCCAAGGCUUUGAUAUGCGGCGAAACUUAUCAAUUGCAUGGGAUACAAUGGGCAAAUAUUCAACGGAUCUCUUUACUGAAGAAGCUGUACAACUAAUUAACACUCAUGAUACAAAUAACCCGAUGUUUUUAUAUCUGGCCCAUCUUGCUCCUCACAGUGGAAAUCAAAAUAAUUUACUUCAAGCUCCUGCUAAAGAAAUUGCGAAAUUUUCCUACAUCACAAAUCCGGCAAGAAGAAUUUAUGCUGCCAUGGUUUCGAAAUUGGAUCACAGUGUUGGUGAAAUCAUAGAAGCUUUAAAUAAACGCAAGAUGUUAGAAAACAGUAUUGUUCUCUUCUUAUCUGAUAACGGAGCACCAACUGAAGGUUUUCUACAAAAUUAUGGUAGUAAUUAUCCGUUUCGUGGAAUAAAAAAUAGUCCUUGGGAAGGUGGUGUGCGAGGAGUGGCCGCAAUUUGGAGCCCUUUAAUAAAAAAACGCAAACGAGUUUCAAAUCAAUUAAUGUCUAUAGUUGAUUGGUUACCUACUUUGUUGUCCGCCGUUGGUAUAAGCGAGCAAAAUAUUCCCAAAAUUGAUGGUCGCAAUAUGUGGCCAACAUUAGUAUCCGACAAGCACAGUCCUAGACAUGAAGUGCUAAUAAACAUUGAUGAUAUCGAUAAUUAUUUUGCUAUUCGUCGUGGUAAUUUUAAAUAUGUGAACGGUGAGACUUCUUUACGUUUUACCUGGGUAGGAGAUUCUGGAAGAUCACCUAACGAAAAUCGACCGCCUUAUAAUCCUGAAAAAGUGCUACAUAGCAAAGCAGGAAUUGCUAUCGCUCAUACAAUUCAACGAAUAUCAGGAUGGAAAAGACUCGAUCAAAUUCAUGUUAAUGUAAAAAGAUCAGAAAAAAGCAUUCUUACUUCUGAUAAAAUUCUACAAUUAAGGCAACAGGCUGAAGUCUAUUGCAAUGUGUCAGAACAGGAGAAGAUUUCCUGCGAUCCAUUAAUAUCUCCAUGUCUUUUCAACAUAAAAGAUGAUCCGUGUGAAAUGAUUAACAUUAUUGAACAAAAACCAUUGGUUGCAGCAAGUUUAAAGAAAGCUGCAUUAAAGUACAGAAUAACUAUGAUACCACCAAGCAACAUAAAAGUAGAUCCUCGAGCAAACCCAAAAUAUUGGAACAAUACUUGGACUUUUUGGCAAGAUACCCAACCAUUAGCAGCUUUGAAUGAAAUCAUUAUUAAUACAUACCCUCUCUUCGAAAAUAAGUUUGAUUACUGCUAGUAAAAGUAAUGCAGUUGACAGAAGUGAAAAUUACUGACAUCGUAUAGAUCGCAUAUUAUUUAUAUUA
This is a messenger RNA of Solenopsis invicta (red fire ant), 1951 nucleotides long. RefSeq names its product arylsulfatase B. The record is from RefSeq and is a predicted model, not a curated record. The transcript has 8 exons. Lineage: Eukaryota; Metazoa; Arthropoda; Insecta; Hymenoptera; Formicidae. The coding region runs from base 34 to 1884 and encodes 616 amino acids.